Messenger RNA from Pezoporus occidentalis (night parrot), 2224 nucleotides. It is a transcript of the gene STKLD1, whose product is annotated as serine/threonine kinase like domain containing 1. Bases 58 to 1977 code for a protein of 639 amino acids. Gene Ontology annotation, biological process: protein phosphorylation. NCBI's taxonomy places the organism in Eukaryota, Metazoa, Chordata, Aves, Psittaciformes, Psittacidae. The record is from RefSeq and is a predicted model, not a curated record. Gene Ontology annotation, molecular function: protein serine/threonine kinase activity; ATP binding. The transcript has 19 exons.
GCCAGCUGCGGGGGUCCCGCCACACCAGCAGCCUGCCCUGCCUCCCCCUGUUCCGCCAUGGAGAAGUACGAGGUGCUGGAGCAGCUCCAGCCUGGGGCCCUGGGCAGGAUGCUGGUAGCUGAAUUGAAAACGGAAAAGGGUGUGGAGAAGAAAUACAUAAUAAAGCAGGUGCAGUGCAUUAAAGAAAAGCAAGCAAAUGAGGCCUUGAAGGAGGUAGCAAUGAAUUUGCUAAACCUUCAUCACUCAAACAUCUGUACUUACAAGGAAUCGUUUGUGACUUGGGAUAAUAAGGUGUCAUGUCUGUUCCUUUAUCUGGUAAUGCAGCACUCAGGCCAAAGAGAUCUUUCAUCUGUCAUCAAGGAAAAAAGGCAGAAGUUGGAAAAAAUAACAGACAUGGUGAUUCUGAAGUUCCUGGGACAGAUGGUGGAUGCUUUGUUUUAUAUACACAAACAAAAUAUUUUCCACAGAAAUCUCAAGCCGUCAAACAUACUUGUGACUGGUGAAGCAUCCUUCAUGCUUAGCGACUUCAGUACAGAAACACUUAUGACAGAUGAGAUGAAAUGGAAAAUAAGAGUGGAAGAAAAUAGCAAGUCUUGGAUGGCUCCAGAAACAUUCGAUUUUAUUUUUACUGAGAAAUCUGACAUCUGGUCUCUAGGUUGUAUUCUACUUGACAUGAUGACCUGCUUUAUUCUGAAUGGAGAAGAGAUAACUUCAUUACUGCAGGAUAUUAGACAGGAUACAAGCCAUCUUGAGGGGGUUCAGACAGUAAUGCAGAAUGGAGAUAACAGCUCUUUGACUUUAUUUCCAGUUUUAUUUAUGAUGCUACAGAUUCAGCCCAGCAUGAGACCCACAGCAGAAGAUCUGACUGAUGUUCCGUUUAUCAGGGACUACCUGACUGCUGCUGGUGCACCUUCAGUAAAACUGAAAACGUCUUUGCCUCCCAAAAUAGUAGAUGUGCUCCUUGAGGGAGGAAUUGAAAAUGUCCUAGAAAUCAUGCAGGCUUUCUGGCAUAUAGAAUUAGUACAAGUGAAAGCCAUUCAGCACCUCACCAGCUUCAUAAGAGAUAAAAGUGCCUCUCCCUAUCUGCUGAUGGUCACAGAAUUGGUCACUUUUGCCACGAAGACUCAUGUAGAUUCUCUCAAGUUACAAGUAGACGGUUGCAGUUUAUUGCUUGAAAUUCUUAAUCCAGCUCUAGAACUGGAUAUGAUGAUGGUCCUGGAUGAGAAUUUGAUCAGCUCUCUGUUAGACACAGUGAGAAAACACUCUGACAGUGAAGAGUUACUUUCAUUGUUCUGCACAUUACUGAUGACGCUUUCAGCCAGCGAAGUCAUUGCAGAGAAUCUGUGGGAACUUGGAGUAAUUCCAGACCUUCUGUCAAUUUUAAGAAAUUUUAUUCAUAAUGAAAAUAUCUGCCUCCCUUGCUGUGGGGUGCUCUGGAGCCUGGCUGUGAGUGAGACUAACAUAGACCGUGCAUUGCUGGCAAGAGCUGUCCCUGUUGUCUUUGAGGUCCUUCAAGAGCACAUCCAGAACGGAGCCAUUGCAGAGUCUGCUUGCUCGGCUCUAUGGGCACUGUCACUCCAAGGUUGCUUAACUGAAAAUGAGUAUGAGCCCACAACAGCACUUCUGCUGGAUGCGCUCAGGAUGAACCCAGGAAGACCAGUGCUGGUGAAGAAUGCCUGCCUGGCACUAGCAAGCCUUCUAAGGCUAUCUGAAACAGCAGCUUUCAGACUUGUAAUGGAUUCAAAAGGCAGUGGAAUAAACCUGAUCAAAGAUGCCUACUGCCUUCACUUUGAUGAUCCAGAAGCAGUGGAAAAUAUCUGUAUACUGAUUAAUGAGAUGAUUCAGUAUGAGGAUAUUGUGCUGGAUAUGCUGUCCCAGAAAAUGGAAGAACUACUGUUUGAAAUAAAAUGCCAGUUUCCAUCUAGCAUGGAGAUAAUAACCCUUGUGGAUGCAACACUUUUGAGACUGCAGAAGUGAAAGAAAUUUUUGCAUAAGAACAAGACUUGUACUUCUUCAGUGAGACAAAAGCUCCACAGAGAUUUUUAGAGAUUUUUCUCACCAGAAGGAUUAAUAUAAGGCUAUUAAAAAUACAUAAACAAUUAUAGAUCUUGUUGAUUUUAGGUACCACAGCUAUUAGACUAGCAGCAAUAAUUAAGAAUUCACCCUACUUUGUAGACUGUGAGGUAUUUUAAAUAAAGACUUUCGUCUUGGGAAUUUCAGCAAA